Messenger RNA from Phytophthora infestans T30-4, 1746 nucleotides. Its product is annotated as calnexin, putative. Gene Ontology annotation, cellular component: endoplasmic reticulum membrane; endoplasmic reticulum. The record is from RefSeq and is a predicted model, not a curated record. The transcript has a single exon. Gene Ontology annotation, molecular function: calcium ion binding. Lineage: Eukaryota; Oomycota; Peronosporomycetes; Peronosporales; Peronosporaceae. Gene Ontology annotation, biological process: protein folding. Bases 7 to 1653 code for a protein of 548 amino acids.
UUCACAAUGAGAGUCAAGACAUUGGUUGCGGUGGUGCCGGCAGUGUUGCUGCCCAUUGCUGCGCUCGCAGACGACACUACCACAAAAGAGCAGCAAGAUUUUGACAUACAAGUGGUGGAGACGCGCAAGCAGCAGGUGCAGGGGUUGACUAAGUCAGCACUAUUCGCCGAGACGUUCGAGGUCGAGGAGUUAUUUGAUGGUUCGCGCUGGUUCAAGAGCACACACGAAAAGUAUUCGAACCAGGAUGUGGCCCUUGAUGAGCUCACACUGGAAGCGGCGCACCUGACGCCCGAUCGCGGUCUCGUGCUGAACAAGCCGGCGCAACACUACGGCCUUGCCGUGAAGCUGGACGAGCCACUGCAAGUGGACGGUAGUGACGCUAAGAAGGAAAUGGUGGUGCAAUACGAGGUGAAACUGCAGAAGGGUCUGGACUGCGGUGGCGCCUACGUUAAGCUGCUGCGUCAAGACCAGCAAAAACAGGACUUCUCGGCCUUCAGUGACGAGACCCCCUUUGUGCUCAUGUUUGGCCCCGAUAAGUGCGGCAACAGCGACAAACUGCAUCUUAUCUUCCAGCACAAGAACCCUGUGUCGGAGGAGUACGAGGAGAAGCACAUGAUGGAGGCGCCCAGCAUCAAAAACGACAAGGACACCCACCUCUACACGGCUGUGAUUCGCGAUGACAACACGUUCGAGGUGUUCGUAGACCAGAAGUCGGUCAAGAGCGGCAGUUUGUUGAAGAACUUCCUGCCACCCGUGAUUCCAGAGAAGGAGGUCGACGAUCCCGAAGACUCAAAGCCUGACGACUGGGUCGACGAGAAGAAGGUCCGCGACCCGAACGCUGCCAAGCCUGACGACUGGGAUGAAGACGCCCCUGCUCGUAUCCCGGAUGAGGGCGCUGUUAAGCCUAAUGACUGGCUGGACGACGAGCCGGCUAUGAUUGAUGACCCGAAUGUGGUGAAACCCGAGGACUGGGACGACGAGGACGACGGAGAGUUUGUUGUACCACAGAUCCUCAACUCGAAGUGCGCCAAAGUGUCCGGCUGUGGCGAGUGGAGGCGACCCACGAUAGCCAAUCAGGCGUACAAGGGUAAGUUCUACGCUCCGUACAUUUCGAAUCCAGCCUACAAGGGUGUGUGGAAGCCAUCCAAGAUCCCCAAUCCGAAGUACUUCGAGGAUGAACACCCGGCGCGCCUUGAUCCCAUUGGUGCACUUGCUGUGGAGGUGUGGACCAUGACGAAUGGCAUUACGUUCGACAACUUUUGGCUCGGCAACGACUUGAAGAAGGCGCAGGAGUUCGCGGAUCUCACGUGGGCACCCAAGCACGCUGUCGAGGUCGAAGCGAAGAAGAAGCUUAAGAAGGAGGAAUUGGACAGCGAGGAAAGCGGGAUCAUGAAGACGCUCAAUCAGCUGGCGAUGGACUUUGCUGCAUACGCCGAUGCUAACCCUGUGCUUGCUCUUGGAUCGGUGGGUGGUAUUUCCGUACUGCUCACCAUUGCCUUGUUCUUCCUGUGCUCCGCGUCGGGGGCAUCUAAACACGAGGCAAUUGCGAAGAAGACGGACAGUGGAGCCAAAGAGGAGGAGGGGGAGGAUGCUAAGGCAGUGGACAGUGACGAGAAGGAGAAGACAGUGCGACAGCGCAAAAAAAGCCCCUAAGGUCGAUUAGACUUUUUGCGGUAAAUAGGUACCAUCUUAACCCCAGUGAGCUAUUUUGGUAGGUUAAAUGGAAGGAUCAAUUUUUGAUGGCCU